This is a messenger RNA of Dioscorea cayenensis subsp. rotundata (Guinea yam), 1917 nucleotides long. Its product is annotated as carotenoid 9,10(9',10')-cleavage dioxygenase-like. Gene Ontology annotation, cellular component: chloroplast stroma. Gene Ontology annotation, biological process: carotene catabolic process. Gene Ontology annotation, molecular function: carotenoid dioxygenase activity. The record is from RefSeq and is a predicted model, not a curated record. NCBI's taxonomy places the organism in Eukaryota, Viridiplantae, Streptophyta, Magnoliopsida, Dioscoreales, Dioscoreaceae.
UUUCACUGAACCAAACCAUGGCCACGGUCCAGCAUGAGGAUCAGCUACACGCUGAGAAGCACAAUUCACUCCGUCCGAACGGGGUCGUGACCGUCGAUCCCUAUCCCAAGAAAGGGAUCGUCUCCAAAGCCGUUGAUCUCAUCGAGCGCGCCCUAGUGUAUUUGAUGUACAAUGCCCCGCCGUCCAACCACUAUCUUUCCGGUAACUUCGCCCCCGUCCACGACGAGACGCCUCCAUGCGCCGACCUCCCCGUUCGUGGCUCGCUUCCUGAGUGUUUGAAUGGGGAGUUUGUUAGGGUUGGACCGAAUCCGAAGUUUGUGCCGGUGGCUGGGUAUCACUGGUUUGAUGGCGAUGGAAUGAUUCAUGGCAUGCGCAUUAAAGAUGGGAAAGCAACUUAUGUUUCACGAUAUGUGAAGACAUCACGGCUCAAGCAGGAAGAAUAUUUUGGAGGUGCAAAAUUUAUGAAGAUUGGAGAUUUGAAGGGCCUUUUUGGACUAUUUAUGGUUCAAACGCAAAUUCUUCGAGCGAAAUUGAAAAUUCUGGAUGUUUCUUAUGGAACUGGAACAGGCAAUACUGCUCUCAUAUAUCACCAAGGAAAGCUUUUGGCUCUCUCAGAGGCAGAUAAACCAUAUGUUGUGAAAGUGCUAGAAGAUGGAGACUUGCAAACACUUGGGUUGUUAGAUUAUGACAAGAGGUUGGCUCAUUCCUUCACUGCUCAUCCAAAGGUUGAUCCAUUUACUGAUGAGAUGUUCACAUUUGGAUAUGCACACACACCUCCCUAUGUCACCUAUCGGGUCAUUACGAAGGAUGGUGUGAUGCUUGACCCUGUACCUAUUACAAUACCAGAUCCUGUCAUGAUGCAUGAUUUUGCCAUUACUGAGAACUAUGCGAUCUUCAUGGACCUGCCUUUGUACUUCCAACCAAAGGAAAUGGUGAAAGGAAAAUUAAUAUUUUCGUUUGACCCUACAAAGAAAGCUCGAUUUGGUAUACUUCCCCGAUAUGAGAAGGAUGAUAAACUGAUUAGAUGGUUUGAGCUUCCAAACUGCUUCAUUUUUCACAAUGCAAAUGCUUGGGAAGAAGGGGAUGAAGUUGUUCUCAUUACUUGCCGUCUGGAGGACCCAGAUUUGGACAGGGUUAAUGGAAGUGUGCAAGGAAAGCUUGAAAAUUUUAAGAAUGAGUUGUAUGAAAUGAGAUUUAAUAUGCAAAGUGGUGCUGCUUCACAGAAACAACUAUCAGUCUCUGCUGUGGAUUUUCCCCGGAUCAACGAGCACUAUACUGGAAGGAAACAAAGAUAUGUCUACGGGACUAUACUAGAAAACAUUACUCAGGUCAAGGGAAUUAUCAAGUUUGAUCUGCAUGCCACUCCAGAGUCUGGCAAGGAACAACUAGAGGUUGGGGGAAAUGUUGAAGGCAUCUUUAAGUUGGGACCUGGACGAUUUGGCUCAGAAGCAAUAUUUGUUCCUCGCCAACCUGGUACCACUUCGGAGGAAGACGAUGGCUACCUGAUUUUUUUUGUUCAUGAUGAGAACACUGGGAAAUCCGAAGUCAAUGUAAUAGAUGCAAAGACAAUGUCGGCUGAUCCUGUUGCAGUCGUAGAGCUUCCUCAGCGAGUUCCAUUUGGAUUCCAUGCCUUCUUCGUAACAGAGGAACAACUUCUAAAGCAAACUGUUGUGUAACUGAAGCUCGUCUUAAGGACGUAAAAUUCCUUCGAUUGCCGAAGGGUUUCGAUGUCAGUAUGCACCAUUGCACAUUACUGUCGAUGUUUCUCCAGAUAUGUAUUGUUCUAGAGUUAAAAACUGUUUUUCCCCAAGAAUAAACAGUAAAUCCGAUGUAGUCUUGUAUAUUUUUCCAAAAGAGUACCUGUGUUGGAAUCGAUAUAUUUAUAUAGCACAUAUUAUAAGGGGAAUAUUUUCAAAA